Molecule: messenger RNA, 738 nt
Organism: Phytophthora nicotianae INRA-310
Lineage: Eukaryota; Oomycota; Peronosporomycetes; Peronosporales; Peronosporaceae
Exons: 2
Coding region: 1-699 (232 amino acids)
Source: RefSeq, a predicted model, not a curated record
AUGGCUCAACGCGGGAAGGAUGACAAUGAACUGGCGGUGAGCUCCGUGGUUGCGAGUGCAAUGCAAGGAAGUAAUAACGACGAGUCCAGGCAAAAAUUACAGGAGACGCGGCUUUCAUUGGCUCUGUGGGUGAGUUCUGAUGACUACAAGCUGCUGCCGGGACAUUUGAAGCUCGGCGUCGUGCAUUUGCUGUCUGAGGCGUUCACUACGGCGGACUCACCGCAUACCAGCAACCAAACGAUGGAGGAUACGCUGGCGUUGAUGAGUUAUGGAACGCAAUAUUUGGCUUCACACACUAUUGAUAAGUGCACACUGGAGCGUCUAGAUACCCAUAAACGCCGACGAGUUGAAGAGCGACGGCGAUUGGACGCGAAGGCAGCGAACCUAGUGCUCACAUGGCGAUGCCAGCGGUUCCCGACGCAAGGGAUGCCGCCGCUGGGGCUCAAAACCAGUGACUACCUAAUUCCCGAGGUGCAGGAACUUCAGAAAUCUGGUAGGUCUGCUGUGUAUGCUGCUACCGCGGUGAAUGAAGACGCUUUACGUGCUGAAAUCAAGAGGUAUUCGAAAACUCUUCGACGACGAGUUGAGGUGCGUCAACAAGAACUCGUGCGCGACCUACAGCGUCAACUACGUGAGCAAAUAGAGCUCAAAGAACGUAAGAAACUAGGAUUUCGUAGAGGCUGGCCCCAUCUAAUGUAACAUCGAUACUUUCAAGAAAUCAUGCUACUUUUGCUGCUG